Messenger RNA from Sporothrix brasiliensis 5110, 867 nucleotides. RefSeq lists its product as uncharacterized. The record is from RefSeq and is a predicted model, not a curated record. NCBI's taxonomy places the organism in Eukaryota, Fungi, Ascomycota, Sordariomycetes, Ophiostomatales, Ophiostomataceae. Bases 1 to 867 code for a protein of 288 amino acids. The transcript is spliced from 4 exons.
AUGAUGUAUCCCCUUUCAAUCGCCUUCCUGGCCUUGCCCCUACUGGCAUCUGCACAGAAAUGCACAAUUCAGUUUGAUGGCCGCGUACCUUCGACUUUCACGGCAGCUUCCUUCGACACGAACAACAACCUGUUCAACCCGAGCAAUGUAUUUGGCCAAGGCCUCAAGUUCAGCCAGCUCAUCCAACUGCCUGCUGUGACGGGUUCGCUCUUUGACGUCAACACCGUCCCGGCCGAGGUCACCAUUAGCGACAAGUCCAUCUUCGCCCCCAGCGCCGACAACGUCCAGACCGGCUUUCGCCGCGCUGAACUCCUCCCGGCCAGCAACUCCGGCACCGAUCCGUCCACUCAGGGGAUCAAGACUCUGCACUUUAGCGUGAUGCAGGACGCCCAGCGGCCCCUCAACCUGACGCACGAGUACCAGCUCGUCUUCCUCGAGAGCAACGACUUUAGCACCAACCAGCUCGUGCUCAAGGCGGGCACUGUGCUGGGCCAGGCCGGCAACGUGGAUCCCAACACCCUUCAGCUAUUUGGAAACGUCAACUCCAACCCGCCGCAGGUGCUCUUCAGCACGCCAUUCACGCCCGGCGUCUUCCACAACUUUGCCGUGACGCUCGACUUCAACAAGCUGACGUCGCAAGUCUUUUUCUCGACGGGUACGACGGCACUCAAGUCGGUCACGCAAGCGCUGGCCAACGACGUCAGUGGCCAGGGCCAGUUCCACUUUGGCGUGCUCAAGAAGCCUGUGAACCCGGGUGCAGAUAUUGUGCACAGCGGCACACAGGAGCCCGGCAUCAACGAGGGCGUCAUCUUCGGCGGCAUUUUCGAGGAGGAUAGCUCAACAGGUUGUAUCAGCCUCUCUCCAUAG